AUGUGCAGGCUGGCGAUCUUCAUGGCGCUUGUGGGGCUGGCCGCGGCCUACCCCUCGCUGCAGGACGCGUUUGAUGCCGUGCUCGUGGGGUCGGGCGACGCGGCGGCCACGCCCAGGACGGGAGAGGUCAACGAGACUGCCUGCCUAGAGCCCGUGCAGCCCGGGGUGUGUCGUGGUGCCAUCAAACGCUGGGCCUUUGAUCAGAACGAGGCCCGUUGCCGCUCGUUCCCUUGGGGCGGCUGCGGUGGAACUGCCAACAAGUGA
Messenger RNA from Pollicipes pollicipes, 264 nucleotides. RefSeq names its product putative Kunitz-type serine protease inhibitor. NCBI's taxonomy places the organism in Eukaryota, Metazoa, Arthropoda, Thecostraca, Pollicipedomorpha, Pollicipedidae. Gene Ontology annotation, molecular function: serine-type endopeptidase inhibitor activity. The coding region runs from base 1 to 264 and encodes 87 amino acids. The record is from RefSeq and is a predicted model, not a curated record. The transcript has 2 exons.